GUUAUCAUACUUCGGCGGGUCUGUCCGACAAAUGCAUUCGCCGAAUUAUUAUAUAUGCUGUCGAGUCCUCUGCUAUGAUUCUCAUGGGUUUGUUCAGUAUGAGCUAGCCUCGCCACUGCUCUUCGCCACGUGUGAUUAAGCAGUACGAGAUUCUUUCUCGUAGAGUUGCACUGUACCUUGGAUCCGUCUUGACGAAGGUCCCCUCGCUCAAUCUUGCUUAUACCACCUUUUCCUCAACUCUUUGACGAAGCCAGCGUCGGCUGGGUCGGACAGCCAAACCUCCACGAACUUAUGGUAGUGCACAAGAUCCUCGCAUCCUUGGGCAAGAUGGGCCAACUCCAUGACUCCUCGAGUGGCUCAAAUGUCCCCUUCCCGCAGCGUCCCGUAAUCAUCCUUGGAGCUGGAAUCAUCGGUUGCGCCACGGCGAGACUGCUCUUGCAAAAUGGUUUCCGGGUAGUGUUGGUGGCAGAAUAUCUCCCAGGCGAUCAAAGCAUAUGGUAUGCAUCCGCCUGGGCGGGUGCAGCAUGGCACGCAGCAGGGGGCAUCAGUCCCGAAUAUCAAUACAUUCAAGCCGUCACUCACCGCCAUUUGCUUCGAAUGGCACAGGAAGAACCUGACUCGGGUGUUUGCAUCGUCGACUCAUAUGAAUACCUCGAACAACCUCCUUCGGAGAACUCAUCGGCAUGGGGCAAAACUGUGCUCUCCAAGUGGCGUGAUCUGCAACCAGGAGAAUAUCCUUCUGAGUUCAGCUGUGGCUGGCGCUAUGAGACUCUUGUGACCGAUCCGACGAUCCACAUGCCCUACCUGGGUAAGAAAAUCACCGAGCUGGGUGGCCAGUUCAUCCGCAAGCGGGUUGAGUCUCUUGAGGAACUGCAUCACAUGUUUCCCGAGUCCAGCAUUUUCAUCAAUGCCAGUGGGGUUGGGAGCCAGACCCUCAAGGAUGUCCGGGACGAUCGGUGCUUCCCUGAACGAGGCCAAAACGUCUUCUACAAGACGGACAACUGCCGGACUAUGUACUUCCGGAACGGACAGGAAUACACCUAUGUCAUCCCUCGUCCUAUGUCGCACGGUGUGGUCCUCGGCGGCGUGAAACAAGCAGAUAGCCUCGCGCCAGAGAUCGAUAUGGAGAUUGCUCGAGAUGAGAUUGCGCGGGCGCAUCGACUCGCGCCGGACAUUGUCCCGGAGUCGCCCUCUGAGGAGGCCCUCAGCUAUAUUGUCGGAAUCCGACCGUCGCGACGAGGAGGUUUCCGCCUGGAUUCUGAGCGGCAUGGAAAUCGGGUAGUUCUGUCAGCCUAUGGCUUUGCGGGUGGUGGCUAUGCCUUUUCGUACGGCAUCGCUGAUGCACUGGUUAAGAUGGUAGAAAGUGCCGAGAAAGAUCAGGUUUUACUUGGAUGAUCGUCGUCUUAUCGGCAGAUGGAUGAUUGUUAAUGCCCGCACCGUUUGCUCCUUAGCGCGAUAUGUUGUUCUUUUAAGACCCAGAAUUGAUUGAAGUGUGGAGUGCUCCGGAUGGCACCACUGAGACAAAGCAAUCAGAAAUUUAGACCUCCUGAAGGAAAACCUGGAUGAAGAGCGACCCUGCAACUGGGGCUAAUCUAUGGACAGAAU
Molecule: messenger RNA, 1605 nt
Organism: Aspergillus uvarum CBS 121591
Lineage: Eukaryota; Fungi; Ascomycota; Eurotiomycetes; Eurotiales; Aspergillaceae
Product: FAD-dependent oxidoreductase
Exons: 3
Coding region: 328-1395 (355 amino acids)
Molecular function (GO): FAD binding; D-amino-acid oxidase activity
Source: RefSeq, a predicted model, not a curated record